This is a messenger RNA of Exaiptasia diaphana, 5701 nucleotides long. RefSeq lists its product as uncharacterized. Gene Ontology annotation, biological process: developmental pigmentation. NCBI's taxonomy places the organism in Eukaryota, Metazoa, Cnidaria, Anthozoa, Actiniaria, Aiptasiidae. The coding region runs from base 37 to 3801 and encodes 1254 amino acids. Gene Ontology annotation, cellular component: cytoplasm. The transcript has 20 exons. The record is from RefSeq and is a predicted model, not a curated record.
UUGUCAAUCAUCAUUGUUUUGUGUGCUCAGGCAAGCAUGGAUGGACAAGUCAUAUCUACUCAGCAAUAUAAGCAUCUGUUAGCUGUGCCGUCGUCCCCUGUGUUGGGCUAUAGUCAUGAUGCUGUUGUUCCUCAAUCAAAUGAAGAAGAAUGUAAACCAAAGKCAAUCAACUUCUCCAAACUUCUUUUGAUAAGAGAACGUUUCCUUCUUACAUGGAUGGGAAAUGAUCUUUUUCUUCUUGAUCCAGUUCUUGGUCAAGUGUCAGGAUGGUAUCAUCUUGAUAUAGCUGAGAUCUCAGAUAUCUGUUGCUAUGGCAACCAGUUCUAUGCCUACCAUGCAGAUGGUCACAUGACAUGGUUUGGUAUUCUUACAGUAAAGGAAACUGUUGCAAGAUUAUUUGAAUUGAAUGACUUUAUUCAAUGUGCAACRGUUGCCUUACAGUGUAGUUCAUAUCUCAUUCCUGGAACUGCAAGGGACUGGGUCCCUGUUUCUAUGGUUACAUCACUUAUCACAAGUCUCCAGGGGCAACAAAAAACUGAGGAGUUAGUUAAUGCUMUUCAAGAGCUUCAGCAAUCUCUACAAGAAGACACAAAUCUUUGCCUGGAAAGACCUCCUGGUUUCUAUGGUGAUAACACUGUGAUUGACAGCCCAGAGACAAUGAGUUUGAAUAGUGAUGUCGUCAGUCACCACAUGGACUCAGGAUUGGAAGAUGACGACAACCUGUCAGUCAACCAAGCCGAUGCAAAGAGUAAGGGCAGUGAAUUUUCCCUUGAGAACGCACUCUUUUCUGUUGCCAGUAAAGCAAAAAGGUUYGCAGAGGAAAGGCGCUCAAAAAGGAAAUUCAAUUUCCCAACAUUUCGGCGUUCAUCUGCUGAUUCUGAGGUUCAAAAGCCAAGUGAUGAAAAAAAUGAAUUACAACAGAGCCAACAGGGACCUUUCACAGAGGAGCUUGAAGUAAAUUCUGAUUUAGGGGCCUUAGAUACCAAGUGUGACCCUAGCAACAAGGUGGUUGCUAAGGAUGUGCUUCAGCAGGAAGUGGAGUCUGAUAAUGAAUCAAGAGGGGAUGAUGAUGUGUUAGAUGUAAAGAAAGACAAGGAGAAAGUAAGAAGAAAGAAGAAAAAGAAAGUAGUUACRGUUGAUAUCAAUACUCCCAAAACAGACAAAAAAUCAAACGAUGGAAAUACUGCAUCACAAUUUGUCUCCUUUACUGAACUUAACAGGGCCCAGAUUGAGUGGGACUCUCCUGUAUCACCAAUAGUGUCSCCAAGACUGAAUGACAUCCCUUCAGAGCUUCCACCAGCCAUUCCAGCCAUGCUUUCUAAAGCAAAGGAAGUCAUCAAAAGAAAGUUGAAAGAGACUGGURCAGAGCACCAAAGUGUUACUAGGACCCAGUCUUUGCCUGCUGAGUUUAAGGAGGAAGAAACUGGGAUGAAAGAAAAGGUGUUGAMGGGAGAAGKAGGAGARAGUGAUCUCGAGGAGGAAGAUUCUGUUGAGAUACCUUGCUGUGUUGAAGUUGAAGAACUCAGAAAGAUAACAGUUAAAGUCAGGGAAGAAGUUCAUUCCCCACAAAUAUUGCUCAGUCGUCCAUCAUUACAUAAUGUACUACAAAGAUGGAUUCCUGUACUCUUCAAAGCACUACAAUCAAUUAAAGACUCUUCUUUAUAUGAAAAUACAAAACAACAUGCCUCACCACUUGACCCAAAUACAUCGUCAACUGUUGACCUACAAGACUCAACACCAGUUUUACUGCCAAGCAACUCAAAGACUCAAGUUGAAAUGUUGACAARUUUGCUGGGCAAAGAAACAUUUAACAGUGUUUGUGUUUUGACAAAGAUGUGUUUUGAUGUUGGGGUUUAUUGCAGUAGYGAUGACAAGAAACAUACUGAAAGUAACUUUGAAAAUACGACACAUAGUACAACACGUUUCCAUUGUGAUUCGACUUGUGGUGUUCACUUGAAACAACAUGUUGAGAGCAAAAACGAAGAUUUGUGCAAUGAAAAUCAAGAUGGUCUAGAAGGUUUAGAGGAUAGUCCAUGCACUAGAGAAAGGGAAAGCCAAGAAUCUKUUACUUUAUUAGAGUAUAAUAGCUCACUAUAUGAGAAAAAUGAACUUGAAAACACUGCAGAUCAAGAUGGUCAAGACAGGCUUUUACACAGUAGAAAUACAAGUCAUGAUAUAGGAAAUAGAUUCUUGUCAGAAAGGAAAACAAACUCAUGGACAUGUGCACUGUGUACAAAGCAUUUUGCUUCUGAAUUUCAUGAUUUUUUAUCAAGUUCACUUUCAAUAAAAACUGAUGAAAUUGAAAUUGAAAGAGACUUGAAGCGAGCUACAUUUAUCAGGAAUUGUUUUAUGUUGUUAAAAGUUUGUGAUAUCCGUCGUACACUUGGUUUAAAACAUGGAAUAAAGAUGAGGACGUGGGAARCAUUACUUGACUGUUUGAAAGAAUAUUCACAACUCGAUAACGUCAGCCACCACAUAAAAGACGGUCAUGUGACUCGAGCGCUACAUGUGUUGCAUGAUGGGAUACAGGAGUAUGACAACGUUCUCUUGCUACAUUUGAACAAUCUGUAUGAGAAGAAUGGACGAGAGACUCUCAUGACUUGUGCAAGAAUGUACCCUGAUGUGUUGCCAUGGGAAAUCAUGGAAAUGUGUCGUCAAAGCAAGUCACAUGACCUCCKUGCUAAUGCCCAGUACUUUAUGUAUUAUGUGGAGCAGCUUAUGAGAUGGAGAACAAACCUCAGAGAAAAAAGAUCAAAGAUCAUAAAAACCCUUUUGAAAGACAGAGAAUUCAMUAUCGCCUGGUUCCACAAUGCUUUAGCUGCCAGCAAUCCUGAAGGUCAGCAGCAUUGCCAAUGUGGAUUACCAAGGCCAGGAUCCCAUCGGUUGUCAUGGAAACAUGAGGACCAUUUAMAGGAAAUACUGGAUUUUGUUUUAGAGAAGUGUGACCAUCGUAUGAUGGAUUUAUUCAUAAGCUUGUGCUGGAAACAUGGGUACUGGCCAGGAUUUAUACGUCUUUGCUGUCAUAAAGGAUACAAGCAGAUUGUUUUACAAACGAUUGUUUGUUUGGGUGAYACAACMUUGCUUCACMAUGAAUCAUCUUAUGGUCCAASUCUUCAAUCACUGGAUGAUUGGAAAGCAUUACUGGAACUAGUUGUCUCACAUUCAAAGCGCCUUGACCACAAACAAUCAUGUGACUUCAGCAAGGACUCUGAUUGGACGCCUGAUAUGACUUGGGAAAACGUUGCUUAUAUGGCACUAAAACAGCUUGGGGCCUCACGACUGGUGAACCUAAUGAAUGAUGAMCCUUUCAGUGGAAUGUCCCUUCCUGUGGAUUUCUAUUACAAGUGCAUUCUGGGGGUCAUUAUUGAGAAGGAGCAAAGUAAACUCGUUCAUGGUAUGUUGACAACAGUUGACACGUACUUGUGGUCCAAACGAGCUGGAGUUCUAACUCCGCAGAUGAAUUUCUCCAGACUUCAAGAACAAAACAAGAGCUUGGAUAAGGUUAUUAUUCCAUCAGCUGAAGUCGGGGAUAUUUCACAACAUAAAACGUUGGAGGAUUCAGCAACAAAUUGGGGCGUGAAUAUCCAACUUGCUGACGCUUCUUGUCCAGUAUGUACGCUUCAGCUCGGCGAACAAGUUUCCUCAAGCAAUCAAGGUCUAUUAGUGUUUGAAUGUGGUCAUGUGUUCCACAAGUUUUGUGUGCCAGAGCGCGCAUGCGUAGUAUGCUUCAAUCAAAGCUUGAAGACAAUUGGCAAGCCUUCUCAGAUGAMUGAAGAACAUCCCACGAAACUGAUUGAUUAAACCUGUAAAACUGGGAUAGCUUUCAACUGACAAACCGGUUAGACAGGUUAUGGCUAAAUGUGUAUGAGACAAAGCAUUCUUUUCUAUGUUCCCUUUCGACCUUAGCUACGUCACAUGACGUAGCAUCACGUCACAUGACGUAGCAUCACGUCACAUGACGUAGCAUCACGUCACAUGACGUAGCAUCACGUCACAUUUUUCCCAGUUUAAUAACAUUAAUAUACAGCAAUACAAUAUUUUUAUAUUUUAAGUGGCGUCUAAAUACAAACUGCAAUUAUCUGUGUACAAAGUCGAAAACUGUUUGACUGUUUCAUGUUGUUUAAAUAUCUAAAGUUUAAUUUUUGUUCCUCUGUCUUUCACGGUUAAACUGACAAAAUCGGUUUGGUUUGCGACAUUAUUUGACUAGUUUUCAUCAUCAUCAUCAUCAUCAUCAUCACUACUAUCAUCAUCAUCAUCAUCUAGACAUGCUAGACUCUAUUUAGCUGUAUUGUAUGGUUAGGCAGUGGUUGUAGUUCAAUGGGGUUAAUUCUGUUUCUUCUAAUUGGUGCCUGGUUCAAUGCCACUCCUCGACUCAGUGCUUUCUUAGCGGCUUCGCGGAAAUCAGACAGAAAUAUGAUGUAUAUACAAGGACUGAAACACGAGUUAACGACAGGCAAAAAAUACCAAAUUACGUAGGAUAAAGACAUCCAAUCUAUACAGCAAUAACAGACGUUUCUAUCCAGAGAUGGUAUUAUAAUAUAGAUAUAGUGCCAAACCCUGUAUACAAAAGCAGAAAGCCAGCAACAUGUAUAGAGUAAGACAGAUACGAGAACCAUUCGUACAGCUGAUUGAGUGCGACGUUUUCGCAUGUUUCGCUGUUGUUCGUUAAGAUGGUUUUCGAUUUCGUUAGGUCUUGACAGUCGCUUGAUUGUUACAAUGCUGAUUAUAAAUAUCACACAACAUAAGCAGAACAUUAACGUAUCGGAAAGUGCAAAAAUGUAUAGUAUUACUGGGUAAGACUUAAGUACCCUAAUCGAGAGACCGCAUGAAUUUGUGCCCACUUUGACCAAGUACGCGCUACAGGAAGCCAAUGUCAUGGGAAUCACCCAUGAUCCACAGAGCACUGCCAUGAGAUAUUUACGUGUAUAACGACCCGAUCUUUGCAAAGUUUGUCUUGUAGCUCUKAAUCGUCCAAUACUGAUUACUAAUAGAGUGAUCAAUGAGACUCUAAAUGAGAUUUCGUGCAGGAAAUCUUUCGCUUUACAGAUAAAAACACCCAAUGUACCGCUAGAAUAAAUKUUCGUCAAUUUAUCKUCGUUUAGCCAURCAAUUAUUUUCGAUAAUAGCUUCAUGAGGAGAAAUAGAGCAUCUGAGACRGCCAUGUUGAUGAUCARAUAAUGCAGGUUCUUGCGCACUGUGAAUUUAGCAGCGAGUAUGAUGACAAAGAUGUUUAAAAUAGUCCCAAGUACAGUGACCAGUACGAAGGCAGUGCGUUUGGCCGUUAAUUCUAAAUCUGUAUCUGGUACCCAAUACUUGCAGUAGUAGUAGUUGUUUACCGAACUCAUGUUCGAGACGUUGCCGAGUAAUAUGUUGGGGUUGUUCAUCAUUGCGCAGUUUCUAUCGUCUCGCUACAGUCAUUAAUUGCUUCAAGAGAAGUUCAACUAAUUACAAUAGCGAGGUUAUAUAACGUAAUAUUAUAAAAAUAAUAUUUAUCAACGAAAAGGAAUUAAUUAAAAAUACAAAAGGUGGGAACUCCAGUUGAAUAAAUCCAGCUGGUUGUCCUUUAUAAAUAAUAUUUUUAUCGAUUCUUGACAUGUUUGUUUUUCAAUUUUGUGGUGAUUUUUCUUUUAAAAUUGAUUUUCCGUACAACCACGAUCUCUGGAAACUUUGUCUAUUUGAAUAAAUAAAAGGUUUAGUUCUC